GGAACAGCUGGGCUUUGAAAUCCUUCCUCAAAUAACAGAAAUGCAGUAAUUCAUUCGCGGCUCACGUUCAGGGAUGAGAGGCUUUCAACAGAUUAGGAUGUCACAACGCCCAAGGAGUGUCUAUUCCUUGUGCCACUGCUCUGAAGGGAAGAGAGAGUCCUUCAUCAACCACCACCUCACUCCAUUUUUGCCACUGUGCUGUCUUCACAGCCAGCCUGCAUCGGCACUAUGUACCUUCUGCAUCUUCAGUUUCCCAUACUCUUGUUCCUGAUUCUGGCUUCUCCAGGGUCUGCCAAAACAACCCACUCUGAUCUUGAAUGUCAGCAACAAGAGGGUCUGUGUUUCUCUCGGCGGUGCCGGCGUCCCUGGCGCUCCAUUGGAACAUGCAAUGUUGCCUGGCACCACUGUUGUAAAAGAGGAGAACAUCUGCCACCUAUGACCCCCAUCAAAGAAGGAUACAGAAUUUAUUGAUGAUGUCGCCCAGCUGAACCUGGAAAUGCAAAGAUGAGCCACUAUAUCCUCGAGCAAUAAGUUCUGGUUCAAUGCGAAAAUCAAUUACGCUUCAUUGAUUAUUUUCUCAUCUCACAAAUUUACAAUAUCUCUUUCUUUUCUGAUACAAAGAGAAAUGUUUUUUCACUUUCAGUAAA
Messenger RNA from Sceloporus undulatus (fence lizard), 647 nucleotides. RefSeq names its product beta-defensin 1-like. The record is from RefSeq and is a predicted model, not a curated record. Gene Ontology annotation, molecular function: CCR6 chemokine receptor binding; chemoattractant activity. The coding region runs from base 229 to 471 and encodes 80 amino acids. NCBI's taxonomy places the organism in Eukaryota, Metazoa, Chordata, Lepidosauria, Squamata, Phrynosomatidae. Gene Ontology annotation, biological process: cell chemotaxis; defense response to bacterium. The transcript is spliced from 3 exons. Gene Ontology annotation, cellular component: extracellular region.